CACACACAUAAACCUAACUAUAUAGCUCAUUAAAAACCCUAGCUUCAUUUUUUGUUCUCCUCUCCAACUCCCAUCAGCAGCACCACUAGCAGCAGCGGCGGGUAGCGUCGAAGCUUCAACAAUGGGGAUAGAUUUGAAAGCAGGAGGUAAGUCCAAGAAAACCAAACGUACAGCACCGAAGUCGGAUGAUAUCUAUCUUAAGCUUCUUGUUAAGUUGUACCGGUUUCUUGUGAGGAGAACUCAGAGCAAGUUCAAUGCUGUGAUACUGAAGAGGCUUUUUAUGAGCAAGAUUAACAAGGCCCCACUCUCUCUUUCAAGGCUUAUUACGUACACAAAAGGAAAGGAGGGCAAGAUUGCCGUGGUCGUGGGGACAGUAACUGAUGAUAUUCGAGUUUAUGAGGUGCCCACAUUGAAGGUCACUGCUUUGAGGUUUACAGAGACAGCUAGGGCCAGGAUUGAGAAGGCAGGAGGAGAGUGCUUGACAUUCGAUCAGCUUGCAUUGAGAGCUCCAUUGGGACAGAACACAGUUCUCCUCAGAGGCCCAAAGAAUGCUCGUGAAGCUGUCAAACAUUUUGGCCCAGCUCCUGGUGUGCCACACAGCCAUACCAAACCAUAUGUUCGUGCAAAGGGAAGGAAGUUUGAGAAAGCUAGAGGAAAGAGGAACAGCAAGGGCUUCAGGGUCUAAUUUUAUUGUAGUGAUAAAUUGUGAGGCAGUUUGUUUUGAUUUUGACUCUGUUCCAAUUUUUGUUCGACUUUAGGUUUCUAAAGAUCUUGUUCAUUUUAUUUCCAUUUGGGUUAUUGAUUAAUCCGCAUGGAUUGUUUAAUGCUCAGAUAUCACACUUGGUUAUGCGUAAUGAAUUAUUGAAGAUCGCAAUUUUCUCCCUCAAA
Populus nigra (black poplar) is the source of this 888-nucleotide messenger RNA. Its product is annotated as large ribosomal subunit protein eL18y-like. Lineage: Eukaryota; Viridiplantae; Streptophyta; Magnoliopsida; Malpighiales; Salicaceae. The record is from RefSeq and is a predicted model, not a curated record. Gene Ontology annotation, cellular component: ribosome; cytosolic large ribosomal subunit. The transcript is spliced from 5 exons. Bases 122 to 685 code for a protein of 187 amino acids. Gene Ontology annotation, biological process: translation. Gene Ontology annotation, molecular function: structural constituent of ribosome; RNA binding.